UUCCCUGCUAUUUACCAACAAAUAAUCACCCACUACAUGUACCACAGGGUUUCCAGCAUGAUACAGCAGUUCAUCGCCGGAAUGAAUGCUUGUGGCAACAUGUGGCAAGUUGUCCAGAGAAACUGGGAAACCUUUGCACCACUCUUCACUCAUACAUCUAAAAAGCUGUCACGGAAUGAUGUGCGAGGACUCUUUGAUAUUAAAUGGAGUUUGCAAGGCAGCAACAAAAGAGAUCAAGAGGAGGACACCAUCUUUCUUUGGGAGUGGUGGUUGAUGUCAAUUGAAAAUAACGAACUAGAUGUUACUUUGGAGGACCUACUCAUCUUUGUUACCGGAGCAGAUUCUGUGCCCCCACUGGGUUUUCCACACAACUGUGAAAUACAGUUUUAUGAUCAAGAACCUGGAAGCCAGCGAUUUCCAUUCUCUUCCACCUGUGCCCUCAUUUUGUAUCUGCCAAGAGGCAUUACAGAAGAGGCCAUUUUUAAAGACUUAAUGCAGAUGUCCAUUAAAGGUUCUGUGGGCUUUGGAAAAGUCUGAUUAGCUUUCCCGAGGCAAUAAUGCAUGUAGGCUACAGCAAAAUGUGCCAUAAUGUCUAUGAAGACAUGUCGUUGUCCUUUCAGGUAUUCUUUA
Pimephales promelas (fathead minnow) is the source of this 630-nucleotide messenger RNA. The record is from RefSeq and is a predicted model, not a curated record. Lineage: Eukaryota; Metazoa; Chordata; Actinopteri; Cypriniformes; Leuciscidae.